This is a messenger RNA of Girardinichthys multiradiatus, 3113 nucleotides long. It is a transcript of the gene tbccd1, whose product is annotated as TBCC domain containing 1. Gene Ontology annotation, cellular component: spindle pole centrosome. The transcript is spliced from 9 exons. The record is from RefSeq and is a predicted model, not a curated record. Gene Ontology annotation, biological process: maintenance of centrosome location; maintenance of Golgi location. NCBI's taxonomy places the organism in Eukaryota, Metazoa, Chordata, Actinopteri, Cyprinodontiformes, Goodeidae. The coding region runs from base 211 to 1998 and encodes 595 amino acids.
GGCGCGCUCCCGCGAGCCGCUCGCGGCAGGCGUCGGAAAGGGAGGCGCCAAAUAGGAAGAAUAUUCAACUCUGCUGAGAGUGUGAAUGAAAACAAACCAUGACAACCGUGCUCGGUACUCCAGCGUUCAUCUAAUGAAGCCGUGACUCAGCUAUUCCUCCUCCUGACGGACGGAACAUAUCGUUUCCUGCGUGGGACAAAGUUCGGUGACAUGGAUACAAACAGUGUGAGCAUAUGGCCACGCAUGGAGCCCUUCUUAUUGGGUGCUUUGCAGGUGGCUCCCACCACCAAGCUUAGCCUGCAUUACCUCCGGAAGAUGGCAGUCUAUGUGCAAACACGGGAAGGCUGCUUUCCUGUCCUAGGCUGGUCCAUGUGGAGACACAUCGCCUGUGGAAAGCUGCAGCUUCCAGAAGACCUGGCAUGGCUAUACUUUGAGACAUUUGACCUCCUUCUAGGUCACACCCCAGAAGAGAGGCUGGGGCGGGCUGAGUGCUUGUCCCAGUGCUCCUCCAAAAGUGAGUUGGACCAGGAACGAAAUAAGUUGUCAGUGGACACUCUACAGUUCCUCCUCUUCCUCUACAUCCAGCAGCUCAACCGAGUGUCUCUGCGGACGUCUCUGAUUGGUGAAGAAUGGCCCAGCCAUCGUACUCGCUCCCCUUCUCCAUCAGAGCGAGAGACCAAGGCCAACUCUCAGAACAAGAACUGGGAUGAUCAGGCCCAUCUGUCAUUCGUGCAAAGCCACCUGACAGAUAUUUUGGAGCUACUGGUGGAGCCGGGGCAGUUAUCUCAGUCGGGGCAGGUCCAAAGAGGCUGCCAGAUAUCCCUGGAAGCCGUGCAGAGUUUAGGCCUCCUCCUGGAGGGCUCGGUUGGCUGUGGAAAAGGUGUCCAGCCUGUCCACAGGCUGCUGACCAAAGGUCCGCUCCAAACACAGUCUGGCUACUCCAUACUGAGCCGCUCCUUCCCUCUACACAAACUCCUCUUGUGUCUCCAACAAAACAUCACCCUCAACCCCUUUGGGAUGACCGCCUGCCUCCGCUCAGGGAAGAAAUUAGCCUGGGCCCAACAAGUGGAAGGGGCCAUGAAGAGAGCCAAGAUAGCCCGGAACACCCACACGGCCCCACCUGGCAGUAAGAUAGUGCUGAUGUCCCAGGUCAUCAAACAAACUCUGGCUAAAACAUCUGACAAGCUGACCGGUGCCAACAUCAAGAUUCACAGAUGUUCUGAUGCUUUCAUAUAUCUUCUAUCUCCUCUCAGAUCGGUCAGCGUGGAUAAAUGCCGUGACAGCACAGUGGUUCUGGGUCCUGUCCAGACCAGCGUCCACAUCCACAGCUGUCAGAAUGUUCGAGUGGUGUGUGUCACCAACAGGGUGGUGAUCGGAGCCUCCUCAAGGUGCAUCAUCCAUGCCCUGACCCCCACUUCCCCGCUACUUCUGCCCGGAAACUCAGACAUAACCCUGGGUCCUUUCCACACGUUCUACCCCUCCCUGGAGGAUCACAUGGCCAGUGUGGGUCUUGCUGUGGUCCCCAACGUCUGGGAUCAGCCCUUGAUUCUGGGAACCGAGGGCCUCGCCAGCCCCCCACUCAGCUCAUCAUCUAGCUCAGACACCACCUGCUACCGCCUGCUGCCCCCGUCCGAGUUUCACACACUGGCUGUGCCUUUCCAGAUGGAGGGUGACACAUGUGAAGUGCCCGGCGGUCUGCCACCUGCCUACCAGGCAGCACUGAAGGAAAAGCAGAAGAGGGUGCAGAACUGGCAGAAAACUGUGAUGGAGGCCCGGCUGAACAAAGAACAGAAGCGACAGUUUCAGAAGUUGGUGGAAUUAAAGUUCCAUGAGUGGCUCUUGGAAACCGGCCACCGACAGGAACUCGACAGCCUGAUUCCACCCACAGUGACCUCUCUGAUGGACUCGGAUGGAGCAGCAACAAACCCCAGUCGGGUUAAAGAUACCAGACCUGCUAGGCCAGGAGGAGGGGAGGAACAGCCGAGUCCUGAUUGUUGACCUUCUGAGUCACUCUUCUGUGGAGGCAUUUUUCUGACCUGAUCCAACUCAUCGUAUAAGCCGUAUGCUGACUGUAACGGGUUCCAGUUCAGGCUGAUUCAGGUGUGACCUGUUAGACAGCUUAGGUUUAGAAAAGGCAGCUAAGUCCUUAACAAGAAAGGACAGGUAGGGGUGAAUUGGCAUGUUGUAGAACAACAUAGCAAGGCGUGCUGUUUUUAAAUCAGCACUUGACAAAAUAUAUUGUGGAGCACAUAAAAUGAUUUAAAUGGGCAUUUAGAAAGAAACUACAUCAGUUAAGAUCGAAGGAAUGUUUUUAUUGGGUUAAAAAUAUAACAAAAACAUCCAUGAGUGUCUGACCCUUUUUAGACAACUGGAACCAGUUGGGUUGGCCUAGAAAAACUGGGUCAGCAUUAGAAUCUUCUAAGAAUCAGUUUAGUUUCCUUUACCGCCACAAGGCUUUGUCAUUAUUUUCCCUAUUAGCAUCUUUGCUUUCUUAGUUUCAACUUUUCCCAAGUUUGUUCUGAAUUUUUGUAGGUGACCACAGUGCAGCGGGUCUUUUUCAACGUGUCCACACCCAAGGUUCACAAACUGGUUCAAGCACCACUAGUUCUAGGGCUGUCUUCAGUGGUUCUUCACAAGCUAAAUAUGAAGCUUAUUAACUGUGAAAGGUUGAACUGAGGUUGACCCAAAGCAGACUUCUUAGAGCACAUCACUUCACACAGAAAAUGAAGAGAGGUACAGUGCUGAAUGUUCUGAGAGCCACCAAUAGAAACUAAAGAGGGCUCUAUUUAAAAAAAAAAAAAGACAAAUUUUGGACUUGUCUUCAAAUGUUUAUUCCAACUUUGGGUGACUGUUUACAGUUGCAACUUUGACUUUAAAAAUUCUGACUUUUUUUAAUUACAUAUUCAGUGUAAAGUCGGACCACAUCCAAACAUGCAAUGCCAGUGGAUACAAUCUGUUUAUUUUUAGUUUUUAUUAUUUAAUUAUUUCUGUUAUAUUUCAAUGCUACUCCGGCUCGGUGUAUGAGUUGGUCUGCUUCGUCCCGCCGACAAAGAAGCAGCAGAGUCAGUGCUGAUCCAUAGCCAGCUGAGAUGCAGUAAGGUGAAUAAAUGAAC